AUGGAAAACGAUCCGGGCUGUCCCGCCGCGCAUCUCUGUCAUCAUUUCAUUAAAGGCGAUAUCCGUAAUUUCGACGAUGUGUACCAAUUCGGAAAAGGCCUUGACUCCCUUACGAUCGAAAUUGAAAAUGUCAAUAUAGAAGCGCUGGAAAAACUGGAAUCAGAAUCGGUCAAGAUCUUUCCAAAACCAUCCGUGCUAAAGACGAUCAAGAAUAAGAUCAUUCAAAAGGAUUAUUAUAAAAAAUACGAUAUCCCCACGGCUGCCUGGCUGGUGACUAACAACCUCAAUGAGCUUAAGGAACAGGAAGAUUUCCUGCCGGCCGUACACAAACUGGCGGAAGGUGGUUAUGACGGAAGAGGUGUACAAUUAAUUCGCACGCGUGCUGAUAUCGAAAAAGGAUUUGACGCGCCCUCUGUACUGGAAAAGAUGAUACCGGUACAUAAGGAAAUCGCGCAGAUGGUUGCUAUCAAUGAAAAAGGUGAAACGGCUUUGUACCCGCCAGUUGAGAUGGUAUUUGACCCGCAUCUUAACCUUCUCGAUUUCCAGGUUUGCCCCGCUGAGAUUGAAACAAGAGUAUUGUGGAAAGUGGAAGCAAUCGCGCUUUCAGUAGUAAGAAACUUUGCAUCGCCAGGUCUUUUCGCUGUUGAAAUGCUCAUCGAUAAACAAGGUGACGUUUACGUUAAUGAAACCGCGCCACGUGUGCAUAAUAGCGGGCACCAUACAAUCGAGGCACAUUACUCUUCUCAAUUUGAUAUGUUAUGGCGCAUCAUUCUUGGUUACCCUUUAGGACAUACCGACCAG
Ostertagia ostertagi is the source of this 801-nucleotide messenger RNA. Lineage: Eukaryota; Metazoa; Nematoda; Chromadorea; Rhabditida; Trichostrongylidae. The record is from the annotation of a GenBank genome assembly.